This is a messenger RNA of Gossypium arboreum, 1923 nucleotides long. RefSeq lists its product as uncharacterized. The record is from RefSeq and is a predicted model, not a curated record. Gene Ontology annotation, molecular function: calmodulin binding. The transcript is spliced from 2 exons. The coding region runs from base 178 to 1749 and encodes 523 amino acids. NCBI's taxonomy places the organism in Eukaryota, Viridiplantae, Streptophyta, Magnoliopsida, Malvales, Malvaceae.
UGCGAUAUUGACGCUCCAUUGUCCUUUGGUUCUUGUUUCCCAAACCAACAAAACAAACCAACUUAUCUUUGUUUGUCCUCUUCUUCUUCUUCUUCAUAUACAACAACUCUUCUGAGUAUCAAAUCAUUUCAAUCAUUUGUUCCCAUCCCAAGACUUUGGUUUCAUCAUCAAGGACUGAUGGCCACCACAAGAAGAGAAACUAGUACUCCGGUGAAAGAGAAGAGGGGUACUUCCCCUUUAAAUUCAAAGCCUUCUCCAAGAAAAGCCACUUCCUCUUCCUCAACUGCUUCCGAUUCCACUGAAAAACAAUUGCCAAACUAUCUCAAGCCUACGAAGAGUUCACGCACUGAUGCUGCACUCAAGAAUUUAAAGAAACCGGGGGCCGAAGACCCUUCCCAAAGUCCAAGUGUUAUGAGAAGAAGAUCUUUUGAUAGGCCUCCCUCAGCUGCUCGAGCUCACAAGGCACUGAUCUCUCCUGUUCGACAAAAAUCAGCAUCAGCAUCAACAUCAACAUCCCCAUCUUUUUCUUCUAAAUCUGCUACUGCACCCAAGGCACCUUUGGAAAGGGUUGCCAAAAAGGCAAUUGCUGCAGCCAAACCACACACGCAGACGUUAUCUUCGUCUAGGAGGGCCCCUAAUACCACUACCUCUGCUACUACUAGAACUAGUAGGAGUAAGAGGGGAACUUCUACUCCUCCUCCGACUUCAAUGAAACCUCCAAGUAGUCCCGAUAGAAAGGAAGCUCAGUCUCCCGAAACCAAGCAUGAAAAUAAGGAAAAUGUGGACCAUCAAGUUGAGCCUGAGGAGGUUGUGAAAGAUGAUGAGGAUGAGAUGUAUGAUACCAAUUUACCAAAAGCUGAAGAGACUGCCAAUGCGGAUGCCUUGGAUGUAGAUACUAAUACUCAAGUCACAAGUGAUGCCGAUGAAGGAGGACAAGAUACGGCAGAUUUUUCUAAUGCAGUUUCACAAGAACAUAAUGAGACUGAGACAGAGCCUGAGACUGAGCCCGAGCCUCAGAGUCCGUCUGAGCAUGAGCAUGAGCCUAAGCCUGAAAAGGUGGAAGAUAAGGUUGAGGAAGGAAAACCUGAUCAUACUCAACAUGAUUGUGGGGAUAAGGAAAACCACAGCCAAGAGGAGAUCAUUGCUGGUGCAGAUCCCCAGCAGGAAAAGACUCCUCUUGAGGACCAGGAGGUGAAAACCGAAACUGAACAUGGAGAAGAAAAUGCAACUAACGAGGUUGUUGCUGCUACUAAAGAAACUGAAGAAGAACAAGAAGAAAAGCAACCAGAAAGCAGGCAGGAGGAUGCUGAUGAAGGUAACCAGCCGCAAGGCCUUGAAUCCAUUAAAGAAAAAAUGGUUAAAGAAUUAGACGCAGAGCCAGAGAAAGAGCAAAAGGCAGAGAUAGAGGCAGAGCCAGAGGCAGACCAAAAGGCAGAGACGGAGGCACAGCAAAAGACAGAGACACAGGUAGAACAAAAGACAGAUACAGAGGCAGAGCAAAAGACAGAGACAGAGGCAGAGAAAAAGACAGAGCCAAAGGCAGAGGCAAAGCAAAAGGCGGGGACGGAGGUAGCAAAUGUUGCCGCCAAAAGCCAAGUGCAAGGGAAGAAGGAACCUGCAACACCGUACAAUGAUGUGAUCGAGGAGACAGCCAGUAAGCUAGUAGCUGAAAAGAGGAGGAACAAGGUGAGAGAACUAGUUGGUGCAUUUGAGAAUGUCAUAGAUAAAGAAACUACUAACGCCAAAUGAAGUCAAUUUCGUCCAAACAACAGAAGUCAUAUAAAUUAUCUUAACUAUUCCCUGAGUUUCACUCACAUGCGUGAACCCUUUGUAUACCAUAGCUUAUACAUUUCUCAUCAUCAUCAUCAUCAUCUACAUCUACAUCACGUGGAGAAAUGAGAUUGUUGUUUAUUUUAUUUACAA